GUUGAGUGGAGGCCGGAGAGUGAUUAAGUGACGGUGGAGGUUGUUGAAACAAAGUAACCUCAAAUGGCCUAGCAUAUUAUUCGUGGCGAGGUCAAUCACUCUUGAACCAAGUUGAUUCUGUUGUGCCAUUACUCCCGACUUACUUAAGUGACCAGCCUCAAAUACUAUGCUCAGAUACACGGUGUUGUGUUAGAAGAAAAUGGUAGUGCUGUUGCUGUAAUGAGCCUUAGCUAGACCUCGACCCAAAAUGUCGAGAGGCCAAUUCCCAGGGCUAUUUGGCUUGGGACCAUCCGUGAUCUCAUUCAUACUGUUAAUUUUGUGCGCUUUAACCUCGAGCGUCGAAGGUUUUGUUUCAUGCUCACCCAAUCCAUGUGAGAAUGGAGCUCUAUGUAUUAGGAGCUCUCUUGGAAAUUCAUACUGCGAUUGCCCUUCGGACUACGUGGGCGAAUAUUGUCAAUACAAGAACCCGUGUACAUCGGGCGGACAAAAGUGCCAGAAUGGAGGCACUUGCAACGUCCUAAUGUCCACGACCCGAGGACCCACCUUCCAGUGUUCGUGUCCUAUUGGAUACUCGGCCAGCUUUUGCGAGAUUGCUGUCCCGAGUAAUGCCUGCAACAAUAAUCCCUGUCGUAAUGGUGGGACUUGCUCGUUACUCUCCUUGACCAAAUUCAAAUGUACUUGUCCUUUGGGAUGGAAAGGAGUUCAUUGCACGGAGAAAGAUCAUUGUGCGGGUAACCCCUGCCAUAACGGAGAUUGUAUUUCGUUGUCGAACUCCUAUCGCUGCAAUUGCCAUGACGGAUUCAACGGACCCGAUUGCAAAAUCGACGUGAACGAAUGUCGGCGAAACCCGUGCUACAAUGGGCGGUGCAUCAACACCCAUGGCUCUUACAGGUGCCGUUGUGACGAAGGCUUUGCUGGUCAGAAUUGUGAGAACGUGUUCUACCCUUGCAAUCCCAGUCCCUGCGAAAAUGGCGGACGCUGCAUUGACAUGGACAACUUCCAAUACCAAUGUUCCUGUCCGAUUGGCUUUGGCGGAGAGCGGUGUGAGGUCAAUAUUGAUGAUUGCGCUGGAAACCUUUGCCAAAACGGUGGAAGGUGCAUUGACGGGAUUGGAACUUACACGUGUGAAUGCUCAUCAGAAUACACAGGGGAAUAUUGCUCGGAAGACGUAGACGAAUGUGCUCUCCAUCCGGAUAUCUGCCAAAAUGGGGCCACUUGUGCCAACACAAAUCAUGGCUACUCCUGUAUUUGCGUCAAUGGCUACAAUGGGACAAAUUGCGAAAACAACGUGAACGAUUGCUCUCAGAUGCCUUGCUUGGGUGGCGGAACAUGUCAUGAUCGGGUGGCCAAUUACUAUUGUGAAUGUCCACCAGGUAAAACCGGUCUAUUGUGCCAUCUGAAUGAUGCCUGUGCUUCAAACCCGUGCAAUGCGGGAGCCAUUUGCGAGACGGAUAUUGUCACGGGAGGCUACAAGUGCUCCUGUCUCAAGGGUUUCGUCGGCGACGAGUGCAAUCAAGACAUCAACGAAUGUAACGAAGGAUCGCCUUGCGAGCAUGAUGGCAAGUGUGUUAAUACCCCCGGUUCUUAUCGGUGCGAUUGCGCCCCUGGCUUCACUGGUCCCCGUUGUGAGGUGAACAUCAAUGAGUGCGACUCGAACCCUUGUCAAAAUGAAGGCACUUGUAUCGAUGAGAGAGGCGGAUUCCGAUGCAUUUGCAUGCCAGGUUACGCUGGACCUCAUUGCGAGACCGACGAAGAUGAAUGCGCUUCCCAUCCUUGUCGAAAUGGCGGCAUUUGCACGGAUUUGAUCAACAGCUAUCGAUGCACUUGUCCCAACGGAUUUAAAGGACAGAACUGUGAGACCAAUGUGGACGAAUGCGAAAACAGUCCCUGUCGAAAUGGGGGAACCUGCCGCGACUCGUUUGCCUCCUUCUCUUGUGAUUGCCCGGUGGGCUUCUCUGGGAAGUUCUGCGAGGUCAAUCGCAAUGAUUGUGCCAGUAACCCGUGUCGGAACGGCCGGUGCAUUGACGGGGAUAACUCAUUCUUGUGCGAAUGCAACCCGGGUUACACUGGAUACCUCUGCGAAAAGCAAGUCAACGAAUGUGACAGCAAUCCAUGUCAGCACGGCGCCAAGUGCGAGGAUCUCAACAACGGGUAUCAAUGUCGGUGUCUCAAGGGAACUUGGGGCCAGAACUGCGAAAACAACAUCAACGAAUGCUACUCCAAUCCGUGUCUGAAUGGGGAGUGCAUUGACGGAAUCAAUAGUUACGAAUGCCAUUGUCGACCUGGUUACAUGGGUGUCAAUUGUGAGUCUGAAAUCGACGAGUGUCUCAGCCAGCCUUGUUUGAACCAGGGUGAAUGCAUUGAUAUGGUCGGAAGUUUCAAGUGCAAUUGUCCCAGAGGCUAUUACGGUCCUCGAUGCCAAUCCGAUGUCAAUGAAUGUGCCAAUAACCCUUGCCGGAAUAGUGGAACGUGUGAGAACGGCUUCAACGAGUUCAUUUGUCAGUGCAAACCGGGCUAUGAAGGCAAACGUUGUGAGCACGAAGUCGAUUAUUGUAAGUCCAAUCCUUGCCAACAUGGUGGGAUCUGUCGGUCCCAUUUCAACGCUUACUCAUGUCAGUGCCCAGAGGGUUACACCGGCAAGAAUUGUGAAACUAACAUCGACGACUGCCAACUCCAACCUUGUCGUAAUGGCGGCACCUGUAUCGAUCACAUCAAUGACUUCAAGUGUGUUUGUGAGCCACCAUUUACCGGCAAAACUUGUGAGGUUGAGAUGGACCCAUGUUCCCCCAGUAAGUGUGCGAAUGGAGCUACCUGUUCACCGUCGUCCAACUAUCGAGAUUAUUUCUGCUCCUGUCCUUUGGGGUUCACCGGACGUCAUUGCGACAUUGAUAUUGACGAAUGUCUGAAUAGGCCCUGCCGCAACGGAGCGACUUGCAUCAAUACAGAUGGCAGCUAUAAAUGUGAAUGCCAGCCGGGAUUUGAAGGUCGGGAUUGUUUAUUGAAUUCUGAUGAUUGCGCCAACUCUCCUUGCAAGAAUGGAGGGACCUGCAUCGAUGGCAUCGACAGCUUUAAAUGUGUUUGUGUCGACGGAUUCGGAGGGGAUCUCUGCCAGAAAGACAUUGACGAGUGUGCCGCAAAUCCGUGCCUCAAUGGAGCCACUUGCCACGACUACGUUAACUCGUUCACUUGUGAAUGCCGAAGUGGGUUUUCCGGGACUCAUUGCGAAAUUAACGAUGAGGACUGCACCCAAAGCUCCUGCAUGAAUGGCGGUACUUGCAUCGACGGAAUUAACUCUUUCAAUUGUGUUUGCCCUCAAGACUACACUGGAGCCUACUGUCAAUCAUCGAUCAACCAAUGUGACAAGAACCCCUGCCAUCAUGGCGGGACGUGUGUUGACCACGAUGGCUUUUACAAAUGUCAUUGUCCAAGUGGAAGAACUGGAAGUAAUUGUGAAGAACUUGUGAACUGGUGUAAUGAGAAGCCUUGUGAGAAUGGAGCUCGUUGUUCCCAAGUUGGCACUUCUUACCAAUGCGAUUGUUUGGAUGGUUGGACUGGCAAGGUGUGUGAUGUCCGACAAGUGUCUUGUUCCGUUGCCGCUAGGUUGCGAAAAGUAUCCCAGGAAAAUUUGUGCCAGAAUGGAGGCCACUGCCGCGAGAUUGGAAAUAGCCACGAGUGCCUCUGUUCGGAAGGAUACUAUGGAUCCUACUGCCAGAACGAGGUCAAUGAAUGUCUCUCUCAGCCUUGUCAGAACGGAGCCACUUGCAAAGACCUCAUUGGAACACACCAAUGCGCUUGUCCACCCGGGUUCCAAGGCAAGAAUUGUGAAUUUAACAUCGAUGAUUGUGACCCGAACCCGUGCCAGAACAACGGCUUAUGUCAUGACUUGGUCAACGAUUUUAGAUGCUCAUGCCCUCAUGGAACCGAGGGAAUCCUCUGUGAAAUCAAUAAGGACGAAUGCUUUGAAGGAGCCUGCCAUCAUGGGGGAACUUGCUUGGACAAAAUCGGUGCCUAUGAAUGUCGUUGCCGUCCAGGAUUCGUCGGCCCGAGAUGUGAGGGUGAUGUAAAUGAAUGCCUGUCUAGCCCUUGCUCACCUUUAGGAACCAAGGAAUGCAUUCAAUUGGUUAACAACUAUCAGUGUAACUGCAAACCUGGAUGGCAAGGUCGCCAUUGUGAGACCAAACGCAAUUUUUGCCAGCACAGUCCCUGUCAAAAUGGGGGUGCUUGCUCUAAUACUGGAUCAGGACACCACUGCAUCUGUCCCCGGGGAUUUUAUGGGGCCAAUUGUGAAUUCUCAGGCAAGAGUUGUGAUAGCUCUCCCUGUCAUAACGGUGGAACCUGCGUGGACGGAAAUUCGGGAUACACCUGCAUAUGUUCUCACGGAACCAGUGGAAAGCAAUGCGAAAAAGACAACUUGAAUGAGUGCCAGUAUAGUCCUUGUCUAAAAGGGACCUGCAUCGAUAAAUUGGGUGACUUUGAUUGCAACUGUUAUCAGGGAUGGCGAGGCAAGAAUUGCGAAAUCAAUGAUCCAACCUCUAAAGGGGGCGUCGACAUGGUCAAUCCCAACAUCAUCUGGGACGUGGGUGCCGAGAAGCUCAAAUGUGAGCAAAAUAAAUGCUCCCUGAAGAAAGGUGACAAUAUUUGCAAUGAGGAAUGCAAUAACCAAUUCUGCGACUAUGAUGGCGGGGAUUGCCGAAUCGGAUUGAACCCAUGGAAGAAUUGCAAUGCUACAAGCCGUGGCAAGAAGUGUUGGGAAGUUUUCCAAGACGGAUUUUGUGACGAGAGUUGCAACAGUAAGGAUUGUCUUUUUGAUGGACGGGAUUGCGAUUCCUCCGUUAUGGAAUGUAAUCCGACCUACGACGUGUUUUGUACUGAGCACUUCGGCAACAAUCAUUGCGAUCAACGAUGUAACAACGCCGCAUGCGGCUGGGAUGGUCUGGAUUGUGAAGCCCCCACCGAACGUAGCCAAAUUAUUCCUGGCAGUUUCUACGUGGUUUUAGCAAUGAAUAUGGAUUCCUUCAAUGAAGAGAUGCAAAAGAGAUUCGAACGCUACCUCUCGUUGGUAAUGAGAACGAACUUCAAAAUCAAACGGGACGAGAACGGAAAAUCCAUGGUUCAACCAUUUGACCCUGCGGCUUUGGAAUCCGUCAACUAUGCUUAUAACAUUGGAUCCCAACCCAACAUGAUUGCCGGUUAUUUCGGGAUCAUUGUGUAUUUGGAGAUUGACAACGUCAAAUGCCAAGAAGAGACGGGAGAGCACUGCUUUGAUACCGCCGAGGGUUACGCAAACUUGAUUUCCGCCAUGAUUGGUGCCGAAAAGCUCUCCGAUGAUUGGGGUAUCGUAGAAAUUGGAGCUGGGGAUGAAGGUCGAGGAGGGAAUCAAGGAAACUCCGAGGUGACUGGAGUAGUCAUUGGCGUGACUAUCCUGGCCUUGAUAGUGGUUGUACUUGGUGUGAUCACUCAAACCAACAAGAGAAAAGCCAAGGGCAUCACGUGGUUCCCUGAAGGAUUCAUGAACGCCGCGGGAGCCACAGCUCUUCGACCUGGCAAACGCGGAGCUGAUGGCCAAGAAAUGUUCGGUGUUGGAAGCAAGUAUCCUUCCACAAUGAACAUGGACUAUCCCAAUGAUGGCUGGUCAGACGAUGACCCCAGCGAACAACACCCUGUUGCCAAGAAGCAACGCCGUGGGGAAUUUUCCUCCGGGCAGACCAUCAUGACUGAAUAUGACGACAAUGAUUCUCGACAAUGGACACAACAGCAUCUCAAUGCGGCUGACAUUCGCAAUCCGGACAUCUUAGGCGCACUUACGCCCCCACAAGCUGAAAUCAAACCUGAACUUCCCAACGAUGUUGACGUCAAGGGUCCCAUGGGCAUGACUCCACUUAUGAUUGCCUCUUUCCGUGGAGGUGGAUUAGACACGGGUGACAUUGAGAACCUCGAAGAUGAUGACUCCUCGCCUGCAGUAAUCCAAGACUUGAUUAAUCAAGGUGCAGAUAUCAACACUCAUAUGGACAAGACUGGAGAGACUCCAUUGCAUUUAGCCGCUAGAUACGCUAGAGCCGAUGCUGCCAAGAAACUUUUGGACCACGGUGCGGAUGCCAAUGCUCAAGAUAAUACUGGACGCUCUCCAUUGCAUUCAUGCGUCGCUGCCGAUGCCCAAGGAGUUUUCCAUAUCCUCCUGAAGAACCGAGCCACAAAUCUUAACGCAAAGACUUUUGACGGUACGACCCCUUUGAUCUUGGCUGCUCGCUUGGCCAUUGAAGGCAUGGUCGAGCAACUGAUCGAGGCCGAUGCGGAUAUCAACUUGGCCGACGACAACGGAAAAACUGCCCUUCAUUGGGCCGCUUCCGUGAACAAUGUGGAAGCAGUAAAUGUUCUUUUAGCCAAUGGAGCAAAUCGAGACGCCCAAGAUACGAAGGACGAGACGCCUACUUUCUUGGCGGCCAAGGAAGGAAGCUAUCAAGCCGUUCGCGCUCUUUUAGACCAUUGUGCCAAUCGUGACAUUCAAGAUCAUAUGGACCGUCUGCCUGUGCAUAUUGCCCAAGAAAAGAUGCAUCAUGACAUUGUGAACUUACUUGAAGACCAUAUUCCUCCAGCUCCUCAGAUGACCUCGUCGUUACAUCAAUUUUCCAACCAACAUCAGCUGCUCAACUCACCUCCAAGUGGAAUGAUGGGAACUCAAAGCAUGAUGGGUGUGGCCAAAGCUCGAGGAAAGAAAAAGCCUGGUAUGAACGGCUCCAAAGGCUCUUUUAGCCCUGAAGACCUGAGCGGAAUGGGACUGAACGGUUCCACGUUGCCCAAGCAGAGGAAACCCAGUCUAAAACAGAAGAAAAAUGAAGGCAUGGGAGGUAUGUUGUCUCCGGAUAACUCCUCUUUCGAUGCUCCAGGAGGCUAUGGACAUCCAAUGGCACUCUCACAGCCUAACUUGGAAGAAAUGAUGGCUUCUCAAAACGGAACAGGGGUCAAACCUCCGAGUUACGAGGCGGCGGUGACAGCGCGAUCCAUGCACACCCUCCAAGGUGGAAUGCCUGGCCAAUCUAGUCUGGAAUCUCAAUAUUCCAGAUUCAACGGUAACGCCAGCUUGAUGGGCGCUCAGCAGCAACAACAACAGCAGCAACAACAGCAACAGACUCAGCCUCAUUCCCGUCAGCAGUCCAUGCCCGCAGCCAUGGCCAACUAUAGCAACAAUCCCAAUUUGUCCCCACCUCAUUCCAACUUGUCUGGAAUGCAAUCCCCUCUCUCGUCUCAGGCCAAUGCCAUGUCACCGCCUAACCAUGGGAUGAUCUCUCCACCAUCCUCCAUCCAGUCCAACCAUAACCUGUCUCCGCCUCAAUCAGCAUCCACACAGCAACAACAACAACAACAACAGCAUCAGCAAAAACAACAACAUCAACAACAACAAACAGUACAACAACAAGAUUGCCAAGGCUUGGUGGGAACAAAUACGUCUCCAGUCAAGUCCGCAAGGUCCAUUCAGUUGCCCACCUCGCCCACCCAUAUGGCUGCUAUGCGAGGUGCCACCCAUCAACGCCAUCAGGGCACGUUUGAUUUCUCCCAUGAUGCCGCUCAAAUGGCGGCACACUUUGUCAGUCCACAACAGCAGCCCCAACAACAGUUCAUGUAUCCUACUCCUCCCCACAAUAACGGUCCUCAUCUGGGGGAUGGAUCCUCGGGCAACAUUCUAACUCCAAGCCCAGACUCCCCUGGGCAAUGGAGCUCGGCCAGUCCACAAUCUCACUCGGAUUGGUCUGAGGGCGUACGAUCGCCUCCCAACAAUGCUCAUUUCAUGGGAAUCACCUCUCAGCAGCAGCAACAACAACAACAGCACCAUCAUCAUCAUCAGCAACAACACCAACAACAACAACAACAACAACAUCAACAACAACAAUUGUUGGAAUGUGUGUCUUCGAUCCUCCUCUAAUCUCAAGUUGCAUGAAUUAUUAUUUUUUGCUCCGUCCGUUCUCGCCUUUUGUGUAUAUACUACGUACGUGCUCACUUGGCCCUGAACGGCUACCGAAUUGAGAACUGGAGUGCAAAGUGACAUGAAAGACAGAUGGAGCGGCACAUUCGGCCUGCAAUAUUUUUAUACUCUUUCUUCGAUCUCAUUAAAACAGGUUUCAAGAACCUGAAUACGACUUUUAUGCUUGUUAGAGGGUUGAGUAAGACCAGGGACUCCGCUUUUCCUUACAACUGAAUUGGAAUCCACAGGAGCAACCAAUUCAAGAUCAACAUAUCAGGAAUGAAUGAACUGUGCUUAGUGGAAUAUCCGACUUGAAAUCUGGAAUAACCCGCUAAAUGGAUAGCGAUGACACAUGUGCGUGCAUACUUCAAAACUUGUACUUUCUGAUACAGGUAGACAAAAGGAUUCAAAUGUCUGCUUCUUCCAAUGUGUUUUUGCUCUUUUUCAAACAGAAAACAUGAUAUUCUUGACUCUCAUCCAUAUACGACAUAUAUUAUCCUCAUUAUCAAAUACCAUUGUGCUAUUGCUUGUCGAGCUAUUGCCUCUGUAGAAUAAAAUAAAUACACAGAGCUUGUGAGCGACAAAAAAA
Messenger RNA from Tigriopus californicus, 8546 nucleotides. It is a transcript of the gene N, whose product is annotated as neurogenic locus Notch protein-like. Bases 248 to 7918 code for a protein of 2556 amino acids. Gene Ontology annotation, biological process: regulation of developmental process; Notch signaling pathway; axon guidance. The transcript is spliced from 9 exons. Lineage: Eukaryota; Metazoa; Arthropoda; Copepoda; Harpacticoida; Harpacticidae. The record is from RefSeq and is a predicted model, not a curated record. Gene Ontology annotation, molecular function: protein binding; calcium ion binding. Gene Ontology annotation, cellular component: membrane.